This is a messenger RNA of Bathycoccus prasinos, 684 nucleotides long. RefSeq lists its product with no specific name. Gene Ontology annotation, molecular function: RNA binding. The record is from RefSeq and is a predicted model, not a curated record. The transcript has a single exon. Lineage: Eukaryota; Viridiplantae; Chlorophyta; Mamiellophyceae; Mamiellales; Bathycoccaceae. Gene Ontology annotation, biological process: formation of translation preinitiation complex. The coding region runs from base 1 to 684 and encodes 227 amino acids.
AUGUUCAAAAAGUUUUCCUUGGAAGAUUUCCACGGGAGCACGCAGAUCAAAUCCUCCGUCCAACGCGCGAUUCGAUCGAAAAUCGCCGAACAGUUUCCCUCCUUGUGUUCCAAUCGCUCGGUCAAGGAUGAAGACGAGGACGACGAAAAACGCCGCCAAAAACGCCGGGAUUCCUCGGAUUCAGAUUCAACCUCGUCGUCGUCGGAUGAGGAGGAGGAAAACGAGGAAGGGCCGACGCCGUUAGAUUUGUUGUUGCCGAAAAAGAACGCGGAAAUCCGAGUCGGGAAGUUGGAGAACAAAGUGACUGUCGUUUUAGUGGGAAACGAACCUUUAUUCUUCCAAACCGUGAAAGACGGUCCGUAUUACCCAACCUUAAAAGUCCUCCACCGAUUCCCACGAAUGAUGAAACGACUACGAACAGACAAAGGGGCGAUUAAAUUCGUGUUUAAAGGAUCAAACAUCAUGUGCCCAGGGUUAACGAGCGCGGGCGCGACCAUGCACGACGAGGUGGAGGAAGACGAACCGGUAGCGAUAUACGCGGAAGGGAAAGAGCACGCGUUAGCGGUCGGGACGUGCGUUAUGAGCGCGGAAGCUAUGCGAAGAGAAAAUAAAGGCAUUGGGGUGGAGUUGUGCCACCAUUUAGGCGAUGGGUUGUGGGAGUAUCUGUCCAAGGUGCACGAGUAG